Closterium sp. NIES-67 is the source of this 1859-nucleotide messenger RNA. Lineage: Eukaryota; Viridiplantae; Streptophyta; Zygnematophyceae; Desmidiales; Closteriaceae. The record is from the annotation of a GenBank genome assembly.
CGUGGAAAAAGUCCUCUCUGAUUAGGGUUUCAGCUUUUCCAUCUCCCUCCAUCCGCUUCAAUUUCCGCCCCCCUGAAUCCUCGGGUUACAAGUCCCGUUCCCGCUACCUCGGUUCGACAUUCUUUAUUCCUUUCCGAGCUUCGUUUAGGCUCACCGACAUUGUUUACGUCUGCAUGGUAUACGUGCUAUGGAGUCUCUGAAGAAUGUGUUGGCUUCAAAGGAAGGAGCUGGUGGAUCAGUCGCGUCCACUGGUGGAGGGACUAGCGAGGAUGGGACCUUCAGUUUUGGAUUUUCGCAACUGCGAGGGAAGCGUCUGUUCAUGGAAGAUUUCCAGGAUGCGCGGAUAGCGAAGGUCGGCGAUCAAAUUAUUGGACUGUUCGGUGUCUUCGACGGCCAUGGCGGCUCUCGUGCGGCCGAGUAUGUUAAGGAGCAUUUGUUCAAGAAUCUCAUUGACCAUCCAGAGUUUGCCACCAACAUCAAACAAGCAAUCUCGGAGACGUUCAAGCGGACGGACGACGCGUACCUGAGCACGGACAACGGGCAGAACCGUGACGCGGGUAGCACGGCGUCGACGGCGGUGCUGAUGGGCAAGAAGCUGCUCGUGGCCAACGUCGGAGACUCCAGGACAGUCGUCUGCAGAAAGGGUCAAGCAACCCCGCUCUCCAAGGAUCACAAGCCGAACCGGGUGGACGAGAAGGAACGUAUUGAGCAAGCGGGUGGAUCCGUCAUGUGGGCAGGAACGUGGCGAGUGGGUGGCGUUCUUGCCGUCUCUCGCGCGUUUGGAGACAAGCUACUCAAACGAUACGUCGUUGCCGAGCCUGAGAUCGAGGAGUACGAUGUCACCCCUGAGGACGAGUUCCUUGUGCUGGCCAGCGACGGCCUCUGGGACGUCGUCAAAGACCAGGAUGCGAUCAACAUGGUGCAGCAGACGCUGGACGCGGAGGAAGCAGCCAAGUUCCUGACGCAGGAGGCGUACCGCCGCGGCAGUGCGGACAACAUCACCUGCGUUGUCGUGCGCUUCCUUCACGUGCAGGACGCUGCUGCCAACCACUAGAUGCUGCUGCGAUGCGACCUGUCACGGGCGUUGGGCCGUUGGGGCAUUGAGGCACUGGGGCGAGUGCCGCAGAGCACGGACACUUGUAGUGCAGGGGUGUAGGGUCCAGCCUGGCCGCUAGAGCUUUUACUGUGUACGGUAGUGCAGCGGACAUGUAGUAGUAGUGGUGCUCACUCACUCUCGUGAUCGUCCUUCGUUCUCUCUCCUGCCUCCCCGUUGCACCUCGUUCAUUAUCACUCGCAUGCCCUCGCUCUUCCCCGAGCCUUCCCUCUCUCUCUCAUUCGCUCCUUCCCUCUCACACAAAUGCGCUGAAGCAAGCAGCAGCAGCAGUAGCAGCAGCAGCAGAUUGGUCUCCAUCACGACACGAGCAAGCGAAACGUGACGGCAUAAGAUGGUUGCGAGCAAAGCUUGAGUGGGUGGGUAGCACCGGGCAGGUCAAAAAGUUAUCACGCACGUGUAGCUCUGGACUGGAGGAGUGGCGUGGCAAGGGGCAGAGCAGGGUUGAACGGGGCAAGUUGUUUUUUAUUUCCUAUCCUUUUUCCCCUGCUUGAAUGGUGGUAACCUAUGCAAUUGCAGGCACUGGCAGGACUGUUAGUCCUGGGUCCUCUCGGUGAGAUCAGGAAGGGUGGGAGUGGGUAAGGGUGAGCGUGAAUUGUUUGCUUGAAUGGUAAUUCCUUGGCACUGGGCAACUGUCUUGCCGUUAGAGUCAUCACUGGUGCUGGUGUUUCCUUAUUUUGGAAUUUAACACGGCACUCGUUGAAUGUUCAGAUACAUAUUGUGAUGCACUAGUUAUGCAACUAUAGUA